CGCGUGUCUCGAACCAUACCAUCUCGUCUUGGAACAAGUAUCUUUGUUAAUAACUAAACCUUCAACAUGUACGGCCUAUCCGAUGCACAAUAUGGCAAAGACAACGUUCGAUUAUACAAGGUCCACCGUGAUGCAGGAACGGGUGUGCAAACUGUGUACGAACUGACAGUCUGCGUCUUGCUGGAGGGAGACAUUGAAUCUUCUUACACCAAGGAAGAUAACAGCGUCCUUGUAACUACAGACGCAAUCAAAAACACAUGUUACAUCGUUGCCAAACAUAACCCCGUCCACCCUCCGGAACUAUACGGCUCGAUCCUCGGAAAACACUUUAUCACCCAAUACAACCACAUCCACACAGCCCACAUCGACAUUAUCUGCCAUACCUGGGAACGAAUGACCAUCGAGAACGAGCCACACCCGCAUUCAUUCUUCCAGGAUGGGAGCGUCAAACGACAGAUCCGCGUGGAUGUUUCCAAAGCUUCAGGCAUCGAUAUCACGUCAGCUAUAUUUGGCCUCAGUGUAUUGAAGAGUACCAGGUCUGAGUUCUGGGGAUACAUCAAAGAUGAAUACACGACAUUGCCUGAGACGUGGGACCGCAUUCUGAGCAGUGACGUGGAUAUCAAGUGGAAAUGGAAGCACUUCGAAGAUGUUGCGGACGUUAAAGCGAAUGUCUCGCAUUUCGUUGAGGCGUUUGUAAAGGCGAGAGACGCAUCCUUCAAGGCGUUCGCGGAAGAUAAUAGCAUGAGCGCGCAGGCGACACUGUACAAGAUGGCUGAGAGGUUCUUGGACUGUGUUCCUGUGGCUGAUGCUGUGGAGUAUUCAUGGCCUAAUAAACACUAUGUGGAGAUAGACUUGAGCUGGCACAAGGGCAUUCGGAACACAGACAAAGACGCAGAGGUGUAUUUGCCGCAAUCGGCACCAAAUGGCCUUAUCAAGGGGACAUUAACCCGUUAUACUCUCGAUAAGAGCAGAUCUGCGAAGCUUUGAUCAGCUUUAAGGAAGAUAUGUUACAGAACAGCCCUUAGCCCGCGCCGGUGUACCAGAAGCCUUCUUAUACGACAUAACACAGCACUAUACUUUCAAAGCAGCCUCUCGGAUGCAUCAGAUAAAUAUUGUUGCAUACUUUAAAAAAGCACAUACGACCAUAGGGUGUGGAAAACAGGGCUUCCCGUCCGCUCAGCCGUACUUAAGCCACACGCCGGGAGGUUAGUAGUUGGGUGGGUGACCACCAGCGAAUCCCUUCUGUUGUAUGUUUUUUCGCUUUUUGUGUUUUAUUUCUUUGUCUAGAAUUGCUUGCUUCUCUCGGGUGGCUUUUUGAUGUACGGAACAUCUAUGAGUCUACAUUAUGUAUGGUGUGGGGCGAACUAGCUCACCAAUGCGUCCUACCCGAUGAGAUAAACAGGCUUUGCCCGCAUCGGGAACAAUCUACUUCGGUUUCUUUAGUUUCGAGAAUAAAUCUUUGCAGUCUC
Molecule: messenger RNA, 1469 nt
Organism: Aspergillus piperis CBS 112811
Lineage: Eukaryota; Fungi; Ascomycota; Eurotiomycetes; Eurotiales; Aspergillaceae
Product: urate oxidase
Exons: 3
Coding region: 67-987 (306 amino acids)
Biological process (GO): urate catabolic process; purine nucleobase catabolic process
Cellular component (GO): peroxisome
Molecular function (GO): urate oxidase activity
Source: RefSeq, a predicted model, not a curated record